AUGAUGGCUGAGACUAAAAAGGGCGAAAAGGAGGAUGUAUUCGAACCAAGUGUGGUCGUUGAUAGCUUGGAAAAUGACUCCGUUGUCCCGAUGAACAAGAUACAACCUGCAGAGGCCGCUGCCGAAAGGCCGUCAGCAGAUGUUGUCGCGACAUGGCUGCAAAUCCUGCUGGACCCCGCAAUGAACAGAGAGCCCGAGGAGUUUUAUCUUGAGAGAAACAUACUCCAAAGAUACAGAAAAGCCAACCCAGAGUACUCAACGGCCGCACGAAGAUGGCCGCAUUUCGCUGCGCGGUAUUGGGACACGGUUGGCCCGGCCGCGAGGCAGCUCUUUGGCAACCACUUCAACUUUAUGCAGUGGGCGCUUGAGUACGCUCGCGAAACCUAUCCAGAUAUAUACGGUCCCGAAUCUCCAUCGAAUGAUGCCAUUCUCGACCUCACCGAUGUUCUGUAUGACGGAACGUUUUCCCCAUUGCACAUUAGCGCAUCCCUGGGGCUUGAACCGGCAUGCUUCGAGCUGAUGGAAAAGCCUGAGGCGCCAGGCGCCAUGUUUCGGGAGCGCGCGGCGUCGCCUCUAUUCUGCGCACUUGCUGGGCCCCAGAUCUUUACUUGCAGAACGUCCAUGGAAAAAUGGCACAAAGUGAUACAUCUGCAGUAUCCAGAGUUGCAUUGUCGGCUACCAAUCAUACGGAGGCUGUUGGAGCUGCAUCGCCGAAAGCGCAUCCUCUACGAGUCGACGGGCCGGAUGGGACGCUUGUUGAUGUUUCUUGCGUUCCGCGCUACCGUCUUGACAGGAUAUGACAGCCUGCUGAAGGAUGUCUUGCAAGGUGGCGGCGACGUCAGGGCUGUCAUUGACUUGAUCAACGAUGAUGAAUUUUCCUACUAUCAGCCAACCGACCCCACGGUAACUUCCAAGAUCUUGAGCAGUAUCCUUGAUCUGGUCCUUGCCCCGUCCAAACUCAAUCUCAUUGAGAGGGACAGGCAGGCCCUCAUUGAUGCCAUCCAGGACGCCUUUCUCAUCAAUGCAGGCGCUCGUGUUGCUUCCGGCCAAGUCGACAUUACAGAUGCCGAGUUCCAAGAAGCGUUGAAGGAUGCUUUUCUCGACGACAGUAUCAUCUGCUUCCGGCGGCUCAUCCACCACCCCAGCUUUGACGCCAAUGCUCCUUCUCCGACCGGGCUGGCCAACGGCACCUUGCUUCACCACGCCGUAUGCGAUGGUCUGGUCGAGUUUGCCGACGUCAUUGUCGAAGCCGGCGGCAAUUUGGACGCGCGGGACCACAUGGGCCGCACCCCGCUUCUGCUGUGCAACGACACGGAAACCCUCGCGAUGCUUGUCAAGGAGCACGGCGCCAAGACGACGGCAGUAGAUCACGAGGGCCGCAACAUAUGGCACUAUGCCGCAGCGACCAACGAUGUUCCGAUGCUCAUGUGGCUGGCUGGGCAUGACACAUGCAAACUCGAGAAUUUAAAGGCCCCGACGAAGGAGGGUGCCACGCCAAUGGACCUCGCCAUGCAGAGCGGUCUGGAGUCACUCGAUGGCAACGACAAGACACGUCUGGACGCUACGAUAGUGCUUCAGGUGCUGUUGAGCAAUGAGGCGCCGCAUGCUGAGGAAGUUGCAGGAAUGAGUGCUGAGAUGGCGAUCUCAAAGAUUCUGAGGAGCCAGCCACGUCCAGGAGGGGAAAGUCACGCAUUGGGCAAUCUCCUUCGACGGAAUCACGCAUAA
Molecule: messenger RNA, 1725 nt
Organism: Akanthomyces muscarius
Lineage: Eukaryota; Fungi; Ascomycota; Sordariomycetes; Hypocreales; Cordycipitaceae
Exons: 1
Coding region: 1-1725 (574 amino acids)
Molecular function (GO): protein binding
Source: RefSeq, a predicted model, not a curated record